UAGAUAAGAGGCUUUAAAUCAAGUCAAUUGAAAGCAACAGUUGUCGUACAUUAAAUACAAAGUUUACUCUUUGGUCCGGUUGUUGUUGCCACAUAAAUGCGUAUUGGAAAAGAGUAAAAUGCCGAUAAUUAAGCCAGGCAUGCUGUGAAGAGUUUUGUGUUGUUUAAUGUGUGGCUGCAUUUUGUCCUGCGUUUGCAAAAGAAGGUUGCGCAAACUAAUAUGGGGAAAGAAAUCGACCAAACGGUGAAAAGCGAUUCCAAAACAAGUCGGCAGCGAAGAGUGCGAGAAUUGCCCACGAAAAAGUUCCAAGUUCGCGACUCCCUCUUAACCAUUCUGUGCGAAAAUCCGCACAUCAAAGUGGUAAAACACAUUUUUGCCGCUUUUCUAAUCGGCCUGUUUCUGAACACCGUGCUGCAAGACUUUUUCGACCAUGGCGAGUUUCGAGUGGGAUUUAAAGUGAUCAAAGCUGGACUCGGAAAGUUUCAUUGGGCGCUCGCUGUCUGGAUCGCCCUCAACAUUGCUGCCGUUCUUUCAUACUUGUGCUUCAACCUGUGGGCAACCAUCCGCUCAAAUUUCCCUCCCAAAGCUCAGAACGUUCAGGUGUGGGACAGCUGCUGGUUACUGGCUUUGCUGGCUUACUACGUUCUCCAGUUCCGAGUCAUCUCAAUAGUGGUACCGUUUUUGAAGCUGCCGAUUGGUUCAGCCGCCAUCAUCUGUCUGGAACAGACGAGAUUUUUGAUGAAGAUCCACGCAUUUGUGCGAGGAAAUGCCGGAAAAGUCCUCAACUACAAACCCCACUCCGAUCAAACACUGUCGCUGGCCAGCCUGCGUGAUUUUAUGUAUUUUCUGUACGCCCCAACGCUGGUCUACUGCGAUCAGUAUCCCAGAAGAGACGCAAUCAGAUGGGGAUUCGUGGGGACAAAAGUAGUGGACUUCAUCGGCGUAAUUUUCUACUACGCUUUUCUUUUGGAGCGGUUUCUGAUACCCGAACACAAAGACAUUGGAUUGCGCGCAUUCACCCUCCAAGAGCUCAUCUUGAAGGCGGUUAAUAACUUCGCAGUGGGACUGAUGUUCCUUUUGCUGGCCUUUUACGUCGUCCUUGAUACGACUCAGAACCUAGUGGGCGAGUUACUCAAGUUCGGCGAUCGUCAGUUUUAUGAGGAUUGGUGGACGUCCACCAACUACUCAGACUACUUCCGAACAUGGAACAUGGUGGUGGGCGACUGGCUUUACACGUACAUUUACAAGGACAUGUACGAACAUGUCGUGCCGGGCAACAAAACCAUCGCAAAAAUCACCGUUUUCUUGGUAUCCGCUGUCGUCCACGAAUGGGUUCUGACUUACAUGUUUGGGUUCUUUUUCCCCGCCCUUUUCGUUGCCUUCAUCAUUGUGGGCACCGUUCUGAGCUUCAUCAGAAGCCCCAAGCUGGAUAUCGUCAAUAUCCUGUUCUGGUACAUGCUGACUUUGGGCUCAGGGCUCCUAUCCAGCGCCUACGCUAUGGAGUACUUUAUCAGGGUGAACCUGCCCAGUGAAGGUACUUCGUUGAUGGACUUUCUCAUUCCCAGAUUGUUUACCAGUGAUUCUAUAGUGUAUUGAUUUUUUUUGUAAAACUGAAUUCGCCUUUUUUUGAAUUCUGGACAAAGUUGAUCAGGAAAAACGCUCAUCCGCCAUC
Molecule: messenger RNA, 1672 nt
Organism: Dendroctonus ponderosae (mountain pine beetle)
Lineage: Eukaryota; Metazoa; Arthropoda; Insecta; Coleoptera; Curculionidae
Product: sterol O-acyltransferase 1
Exons: 7
Coding region: 220-1596 (458 amino acids)
Biological process (GO): cholesterol metabolic process
Cellular component (GO): endoplasmic reticulum membrane
Source: RefSeq, a predicted model, not a curated record